This is a messenger RNA of Durusdinium trenchii, 1155 nucleotides long. The record is from the annotation of a GenBank genome assembly. NCBI's taxonomy places the organism in Eukaryota, Dinophyceae, Suessiales, Symbiodiniaceae.
AGCCCCCCGACUGGCUUGUGUUCCUUAUUUGGGAGUCACGCCCCCCGCAGUCACGCUGCCGGCCACCAAUGGCCCGGCUCCACUGGCUUGAUUCUGCGGGGGCCCGCUUUCUGGAUCCUGAGGCCUUUGUGGCUGAGCUCACCCGCCAGAGCUUCGCGGUGUGCGCUGUGCCCCUUUGGCGUGCGGCCCCUGUGGUGGCAGAGCUCGACCGGGCGACGCCACGCGGUUCAAGUGGCCACAGCGGAGGCUUCGUGUGGAGCUUCAAACGGCAAGGAGAGCUGAAGGAAAGGACGCAGGUUCGGCGCACGAGCCUGGAAGCUGCCGAUCCAAAUGACUUUAUGCUGUGCUCCUUUGAAGUCAUGGAAAGCCUCGCGGAAGUGGCCAUGGAAGCCUGGUGUGCAUCGCAAGGGCUUCCAGUGGCAACCGCCAAGCAGAAGUUUGGGGAUCUCUCGUUUGGCAACUCCCAGGAGGAGGGGAAGGGGAAGUCCGUCUUGAACCUCUACCACUACUUCAAUCUGGAGACCUGUGAUGAGGAGCCCUGCCGCUCUCACGCAGAUCCUGGGCUUCUCACCGUUCUGUGCCGCUCCACCGAGCCUGGGCUACAGGCCCUGCACCCGCUGAAGCCCGGUGGGGCGCCAGGGCAGCCAGCGGCCUAUGAGGACAGCUGGUGCGACCUGGAGCCGAUGAUGGAUGCUUUGGGCCAAGGAGAGGAGCCCCAUGUGCCCUUCUUGAUUUUGGUGGGUGAAACUCUGGAACGUCUCAGUGGUGGCUGGCAUCCAGCAUGUCUCCAUCGUGUGCAGCCCAGUGUGGUGCCAAACCGGCCGCGCUUCAAUAUGGCAUUUGAGCUCCGACCACGGUGUAACGUUUGGCAUCCCUGGUCCGAGCUGGCCAAGGAGCAAGAUCCCAAUGAAGAGAAACAGCGCAGAGGAAUGGUAGAUGAGAGGUGAAGCUAGCGAAUGUGCCGUUCAGUCUUGUAGAGAUGCUCAUGAUGGUCAAUGUGUUUGUCAGUUUCAGAAGAUGCGGGACUGUCAAAAAAAGCCGCACGGAGGCCCGCAAUGUCUUUGGACCAAGCUAGGGCUGGUCAAAACCGGUGCAUGCACCAUGCAAGUCAUGGUUGCAAUGCGGCCCACGAUGUACAGCCUGCGACAGGUGCGA